GUGUCUCACGUUCAGGCCGGGUAAGAAAGAGGUCUUCGAAGCUCGCUGAUUUUAAAUUGCUGGAUGAAAUUGACGCUUGCUUGAAUCGGAGAUAUGAGAGGCCUUGCAAACUGCGGAAAAUUAUGGAUAUUAAACCACCAACGGACGCUGACGACAAUGUCUCGGAUAACUUCGCAGACGACAACUACAUUGAAGUGAAAGAUGUAUACAUGGCAAAAGGUGGAGAAUUACCAGGAGGAGGAGGAGGAAGAGGUAUGUAG
Molecule: messenger RNA, 260 nt
Organism: Cherax quadricarinatus
Lineage: Eukaryota; Metazoa; Arthropoda; Malacostraca; Decapoda; Parastacidae
Source: RefSeq, a predicted model, not a curated record